AAAUGAGAUUGAAAUUCGUAUUAAAUUCACGCGUCUCUCAAGUUCUAGCAGUAGAAAGUAUAGUAGUCUUGUCAUGAAAUCCGUGUAAUGAUAGUUGUUGUAAGUAAUCUUCCUUAUGCAACAAAAAUAUCAACAAAAAAGGAAGAAAAAAAAUACUUAUACAGAGAGAGAAAUAGUGGAGCAUUUUGUUCAUCUUGCUUUGCUGAAAAUGGUGGAUUCACACUUAUAGGUGUAGCAGUACUGUAAAGCUUGGAUUUCGGUAAAGAUUGGUGCUUUUUUGGUUCAGGUGUAGGAGAACUGUGAAGCUUGGAUUUUGGUAAAGUUGAAGGUUUUCUUUUUGAGUUGAAAUUUGAGGGAAGCAAAAUGGCUAGUGACAAUGAUGAAGGUAGUAGUGAUAUGGUACAAAGACUGCAAUCAUCAUUUGGUACAUCAUCUUCUUCACUACCUAAACAGUUACAGCCUAUUUCAGUGAACCAAUUGGACAUACCACAGUUGACUACUUCCCAAUUUAGGGGUCAAAUGAGGCAAUUUUCUCCAAAUUUUGGCGUUGAUAAUAGUAAAAGAGUAGGUAUACCACCUUCUCACCCGCAAAUGCCUCCUAUUUCGCCAUAUUCUCAGAUCCCUUUAACCAGGCCAGGCAAUCAGCAAAUGGGUAUGCAGAAUUUUAGUCCAGGGGCAUCACAUUCGCGAUCUUUAUCACAACCAGCAUUUUUCUCACUUGAUUCCUUGCCACCCUUGAGCCCUUCACCGUAUAGGGAAUCCCCGUCCACAUCUAUGUCUGACCCAAUGUCAGCUGAUGUGUCAAUGUGUGAUCAGGAUGGCAAUUCACAUAGUUUAUUGCCACCGCCGCCUUUUUCGAGGUGUAAUUCAUCGAGGGCAGGGGAGAGGGAGAGUCUUCCUCCUCGCAAAGCUCAUAGGAGGUCUAAUAGUGAUAUACCUUUUGGAUUUUCGGCUAUAAUGCAGUCCUCGCCACCACUUGCUCCCUUAAGGUCAGUCCCUUCACGGGAUAAUUCGGGUGGUAAACCAGCUCAGUUGGUUAAACGUGAAACUAUGUGGGAUAGAGGAAACGAGAAUAACAAUGUUGAAGGGAUGGGUGAGAGGAAAUCUGAAGGAGAAGUUGUGGAUGACCUGUUUUCUGCGUAUAUGAAUUUGGAUAACAUUGAUGCGUUUAACUCUUCGGGGACUGAUGAGAAGCAGGGUAAUGAGAAUCGUGAAGAUUUAGACAGUAGAGCAAGUGGUACAAAGACGAAUGGUGGUGACAGCAGUGAUAAUGAAGCUACGAGCAGUGUCAAUGAUAGUGGUGGCAGUAUGCAGAAACUAGGGAUGUCGUCUUCAGUUGAGAAGAGGGAGGGGAUCAAAAGGAGUGCUGUGGGAGAUAUUGCUCCGACUACAAGACACUACAGGAGUGUUUCAAUGGAUAGUUUCAUGGGGAAGUUAAACUUCAUUGAUGAUUCACCUAAGUUGCCGCCAUCUCCUGGACCACGCCCAGGCCAACUCUCACCAACUAAUUCGCUUGAUGGAAAUUCAAACAGCUUCAGUUUGGAAUUUGGAAAUGGUGAAUUUAGCGGAGCUGAAUUGAAGAAAAUUAUGGCAAAUGAGAAACUUGCAGAGAUUGCUUUAACAGAUCCAAAACGUGCCAAAAGGAUUUUAGCCAACCGUCAAUCUGCUGCUCGUUCUAAAGAACGCAAGAUGAGAUACAUUGCUGAGUUAGAACACAAGGUACAGACAUUGCAGACUGAAGCCACCACAUUGUCUGCUCAACUGACCAUGUUGCAGAGAGAUGCGACUGGGCUAACAAGCCAAAAUAGCGAGCUGAAGUUCCGUUUGCAAUCCAUGGAACAGCAAGCUCAACUCCGUGAUGCUCUAAAUGAAGCAUUAACUGCUGAAGUACAACGCUUGAAGAUUGCAACAGCGGAGCUUAGUGCAGACGCUACCAAGUUUCAGCAGCUCUCUCUCAAUCCUCAGAUGUUGCAGUCGCAGCAACAACAGUCUAAUCAGCUAAACAUGCAUCAGUUGCAACAGCAGCAGCAGCAACAACAAUCAUCUCAGCCCCAACAGCAAGCUCAGGCACGACAGCAACUUAACAGCUCAGCUACGACUACACCUUCAAAGCAUGAAUCAAAGUAAUAGCUUUUGGGAAUAUCCAAUCUUCGUAAUAUUUAUAUUAGUUUGUUGAUAAACAUGUUGCAAGUGAUUUCCUAUCAUUCAUUCAUUUAGUUCUGCAUUCACAACAAAACACACUUAUUAUCUAUAGGGCAUGCAUGUUCAUUGGAGUUGCUAGUCACAAAGAGGGCUUUCGAUGUAUACAGUUGGUCUUUUUUUUUUGUUCAACAAGGAUAUUGAAUUCAGGGUUCAUAUGAACUUGACCCAUUUUGUUUUGUUAUUAGGGAAGUUAAAUUGAUUGAUGUUGGCCUGCUUUA
Capsicum annuum is the source of this 2420-nucleotide messenger RNA. RefSeq names its product bZIP transcription factor 29. NCBI's taxonomy places the organism in Eukaryota, Viridiplantae, Streptophyta, Magnoliopsida, Solanales, Solanaceae. Bases 364 to 2127 code for a protein of 587 amino acids. The transcript has 6 exons. Gene Ontology annotation, molecular function: DNA-binding transcription factor activity. Gene Ontology annotation, biological process: regulation of DNA-templated transcription. Gene Ontology annotation, cellular component: nucleus. The record is from RefSeq and is a predicted model, not a curated record.